Molecule: messenger RNA, 255 nt
Organism: Danaus chrysippus (African queen)
Lineage: Eukaryota; Metazoa; Arthropoda; Insecta; Lepidoptera; Nymphalidae
Source: the annotation of a GenBank genome assembly
AUGGUACACACAACGCCGGAGCGUACGCGAUUCAUUCAAUUUGUUUACUUACGAGCGCCGCCGCGACGCUCCGGUCAAGGGCGCAGUCCAUCGGCCGCUCCGAACACGCCCAAAUUACCAUCCUACGGUCCGCGAGCUAUACAUAACGGCAGCGGCGGUGCUGAAGGCCACAUGCUGGCACCACGUGGUGGCGAGACCUUCGCGCCGACCACCAACUCCUCGGUCGUUUACUCCAAUUACGUAACACCCGUGUAA